AUGGCGUCGCUGAGCCCCGGCGUCCUCCUCAGGCUCCUCCAAGACGACAAAUCAUCCUCCAACCCCCCACGCCGCCCGCUCCACGCCACCCCGGCCGUCCUCCAGAUCACCGGCAUCGUCCCCGCCGUCGCCGGCCCAGACCUCUGCCCCGACAAAGGCUUCUACAUCAAGGUCUCCGACUCCUCCCACUCCAUCUACGUCUCCCUCCCUGCUGACCUCAACGACCUCAUCCUCGCCGACCGCCUCCAGCUCGGCCAACUCAUCCAGGUGCGCCGCCUCGAGCCCGCCUCCCCUGUUCCCGUGCUCCGUGACUUCCGCCUCCUCGCCGGCCGCCACCCCUGCCUCCACGACACCGUCGACCUCAUAUACGCCGCCCCGGCUGCUUCUUCGAGCGCCACCCCUCCUCUGCCCCCACCCGAGAAGAAGAAGCGGCAGCUGCAUUCGAGGUCCCACUCGAGCGUGGGGGACCGGAUCAGCGAGGUCGGCAUGAGCUCCCCGUCCUUCGCCCCUUCGCCCACGAACCGAGCGGCGAAGAGACGAGAGAGGAGGAGCUCGGACGCCCUGCACGAGCUGCAGAAGUUUACCGUUCCGUGCAUGGAUGAAGAUACCUACGACUCCGACGACUCGAGAUUCUCCUGCACUUCGUCUCCCGCGUCGUCGAGAUUCUCUUACGCCUCGUCUUCCUUCUCGUCGCCGUCUCCCUGCACGACGAAGGCGAGGAAAAGCUGGCACGCCUCAGGGAGGAUCACCGAGCGGAGAAGAGAGGCGAAACCCACAGUUCAGAGUCGAAGCGCAAGUGUUUCUCCGAGUAGGUUAGCUCACCAUGCAAGGUUGAUGCCGAAAGAUGAUGCACCAGCAGCUUUCCAAAGAAACACCGAGAAGGCUCUCAAAGUGCUUGGUAAUUCCGGUAAGUGGAAGCUCCCUGGUUCAGAUAAAGCAAGCACAGAAAUCUCUUCCACGACGACGACCUCCUUCUGCUCAUCGGAUGGCGGCGUCCUCUGGGCUUCGCUGCCUCCAAACUUGAUGAGGCAUGGGAAGGAGGUCGUAAGGCAGCGAGAUUCAUCACUGCAAGCUGCCAUCGACGCGUUGCUGGAGGCAUCUGCCGCAGAUAAACUGAUCGAGUGCUUGAGCACGUACUCAGAGCUGCAGUCCGACAAGGAUGGCGAUCCACAGCUCAUGGUCAACAGGUUCUUGAACUUUCACCAUACGCUGGGGCAGACCAGAUUAAUCGCUCAGUCAUUAGAAAGAUCGACCCAGCCGAGUUCAUGCAACUACAACCCUGCUUCGGCCAGAUCAGUGGGCAAGGUUGCAGCAGAGAGAAAAAGCUGCGCCACCUCGUGGGUCAAAGCAGCUCUGGAGUCGGAUCUUGUACGAUUCCCCACGCAGGUAAAGGCUCUUCCUGAGACUUCGGAAGCACCACCAAGUCAUGGAGGAAGAACAAAGAAUAGUUUGGCCAAGGGGAGCAGCCUGCUGCUGGCGUCGAACACAUUGCAGCACGAGUACAACAGAUGGUUUCUGAGAUACAUCGACAAGUUUCUGGAUUCAAUCCAGAGCAAAACCGGAUACGAUGGAUGCGAGCUGGAAGUGGCAGGUUUGCUGUGCCAGUUAAAGCGAGUCGAUGGCUGGUUAAACAGCAUCACCAGCAAGGAGAUCAGCUCCUGGCCGAGGGACAGACUCAGAGAUGGCGUGCUGUCGGAGGAGGACGAAGCUGAAGCAUGCGAGAGAGUGCGAAGGAAGAUAUACAACGUGCUUCUGCGGCAUGUGGAGAGUGCUGCCAUUGCUCUGGAAAGCAUGAGCACACCUGAUGAGGAGCAAGACAGGGAGCUGAUGCUAAGUUCGUAGCAGAACCAGCAUGAGCAAGACAGGAAGAU
This is a messenger RNA of Musa acuminata subsp. malaccensis (wild Malaysian banana), 1871 nucleotides long. RefSeq lists its product as uncharacterized. Lineage: Eukaryota; Viridiplantae; Streptophyta; Magnoliopsida; Zingiberales; Musaceae. The record is from RefSeq and is a predicted model, not a curated record.